Messenger RNA from Salvia hispanica, 1603 nucleotides. Its product is annotated as SNF1-related protein kinase regulatory subunit gamma-1-like. The record is from RefSeq and is a predicted model, not a curated record. NCBI's taxonomy places the organism in Eukaryota, Viridiplantae, Streptophyta, Magnoliopsida, Lamiales, Lamiaceae.
UGUGCGGCAACUUUAGUGAAAGUGAUAAAAUUUCCGACACGCAAGCAACCUAAUUUAAUUCUUGUCACUUACUACUGGUUAAUAGCAGUGAUCAAUCCAUCGCUGGUGAUCAAGCUCUGUGUGUAGUUUUGUAUAGAGAGAGAGCGAAGAUGGUUGUGGAAGAGGGUGGAACGCCGAGAAGCCCAGAGGCGAAGCUGGGGAUGCAGGUGGAGGAUUUGUGGGAUGUGAUGGAGCCGCAGCUGAGCCCCACUGAGAAGCUUAAUGCUUGUUUUGAGAGCAUCCCUGUAUCUUCUUUCCCUUCUGCUCCUUCAUCAGAAUUUAUUGAGAUCAAGUCGGACACAACUGUGGCAGAAGCCGUCAAGUUACUUGCUCGGCACAAAGUUCUUAGUGCUCCGGUGGUGGACUUUGAGGCACCCGAAGACGCUAGUUGGAUUGACAGAUACCUUGGCAUUGUGGAAUUUGCAGGCAUUGUUGUAUGGAUUUUGCAUCAGUCUGAAAAUGUGGAAGGGAGCUCUGUGUUCGAGUCCAUUAUGAAAGCCUCAGAGAGCGACAUUAGCCCUUCUGUUGUUGCAGCAGCGGCUGCUGGGAUGUCUUCUCCGAGAUAUAAAAGUAUCAACCCAGACUCUCCCACAGCAACGUGUGGCAAAUUCUUUGAGACGCUUACUGCUUCGGAUUUGUACAAAAACACGAAGGUUGGGGAUAUAUCAGGGUCUUUCCGUUGGGCUCCGUUCCUUGCUUUGCAGAAAUCCAACUCGUUUUUGACAAUGCUCUUGCUGCUUUCCAAGUACAGAAUGAAGAGCAUUCCGGUAGUUGACCCUGGGGAAGCAAAGAUCGACAACAUAAUCACUCAAAGUGCGGUUAUUCACAUGCUACAAGAGUGUGCUGGCCUCCACUGGUUCGAAAGCUGGGGUUCCAAGAAGCUGUCUGAAUUGGGUCUUCCAUUGAUGAAGGCCAGUAGCAUGAUCAAGGUACACGAGGACGAGCCUGUGCUACAGGCGUUUAAACUUAUGAGACAAAAAGGAGUAGGAGGCGUGCCCGUGGUUGGAAACGAUGGAAAUAAGGCCGUUGGUAAUAUAAGCAUACGAGACAUACAGUUCCUUCUCACUGCACCAAAAAUCUACAAGGACUACAGAUCAAUCACUGCCAAGAACUUCCUGACGGCGGUGAGAAGCUAUUUGGAGGAGCAUCAGAGGGCAUCGCCGCUGCUGAGUGGGAUGGUCACGUGCCGCAGAAGCGACACACUGAAGGAGAUCAUAACGAAGCUGGAUGAUAUGAAGAUCCAUCGCAUCUAUGUGGCGGAUGAAGGUGGGAAUCUCCAAGGAGUCAUCACUCUACGAGACAUCAUCUCCAAACUGGUUCACGAGCCUCGUGGCUACUUUGGCGACUUCUUCGAUGGCGUCUUGCCGCUGCCUGCCAAUAGCAGGGUCUAAAACACAAUAGUGGUAAUGUUUGGAUUAGUGCGAUUGCUCUUGGUUUGCUGAAUAACUGAGUGGACUUGCCUGUUUUGAUGCGAGAGUAAUACCGUAGCUUUUGCUUUCUUGUUUAUUUGUAUAGGGGAGACCUUUAUCUUGAGAAAUGCCAAUAAUGAUUUCUUCUUCUCUCA